This is a messenger RNA of Pseudocercospora fijiensis CIRAD86, 749 nucleotides long. RefSeq lists its product as uncharacterized. The record is from RefSeq and is a predicted model, not a curated record. Lineage: Eukaryota; Fungi; Ascomycota; Dothideomycetes; Mycosphaerellales; Mycosphaerellaceae. The coding region runs from base 6 to 605 and encodes 199 amino acids. The transcript has a single exon.
GCGCUAUGAAGGAGUGUAAGAUGCUCCCAGAGUCUCUAUGCAAGCUCAGGAACAUGCUCGAGGACAAAAUCAUGGGUAUGAGACAAGGUAUGAGGCACGGUAUGAGGAAGGGUGGAUGUCGCGGACGCAAACAUCGCGGACCGCCAGGUGGAAAGCUACCUGGCCAUAUCAAGCCUCAUUUCCUGCGACCAGGAUUUCACCACCAUGACGCCCAUGUAGAGGGAGACGGCGUUCGUCAUCACGGGCGUCCUCACCAUAUGAGACCACAUGGUCAUCACGGCCACCAUCACCGUCAUGGUCAUUUCAUGCACUCCUUUAGCCGCGGACUCGCCGCUGUUCUGAUUCCCACAAUGGCCGGCAUUGCUGUUGGCAUGACCGUCAGUCUUGUAGGCCUGGUCAUUGGCCGCUUGAUCGGAUUCCUGUGGAUUAAGUUCUAUCGCGGUGGUCGUCGCGGGUACCAGAGUGUCCGUCUUGAGGACGAUGAUACCCGUAUUGAAGCAGAGAAUGAGAAGGUCAUCGUCAUUGAAGAUGCCCCGGAAGUGGAUCCACUUCCUGUGUAUGAAGAAGCUCCAGCGUACGAAGAGGCUGCCAAGGAGCAGAAGUAAGCUGAACUCGGUCCUUGGCUGCUUGUUCUGUCUUCGCGUUCUACAGGUUCUGGCGGGAGGAUGAGAUAGAGAAGAAGCAGGUCGGCGCGGGAAUUUUCAUGUGUGAUGUAACAAAUACUCAAAUUCCAUUAUAUCUCCGUUACG